UGUUACAUAGUGCUUACAUAACACCCAGCAAAAAAUACUCUUCAAUUACCAGCAUUUACUCCGAAUAAAACAAACAGCCAAUAGGUAAACACCAAUAAAUUGUGACAUUUUUGUUCUUUUCGUCCUGCUGUAAAACAUGAGCUACCUUUUCCUGGCUAGACUAUCAGUACGCUGCCUGCCUUAGGCAUUCGACCUGUCCCAAACACCAGAAAGAACAGAUCCUGGAUGCUUUUCCAAAAGUUGCCGAACGAUCGUGCCGUCCUGCCGCUGCUGCUGUACAUUCAAGAGCGGCUUGGGUUUUGGGGUGAUCGUACCACCCGGGUACGCUAUCCGGUCGCUUUCGUGGCGUUCUGGAUUACCGUGGCCAUACCGAAGCUUGCGACGGACUACAGUGAUGUGGAAUCGUUCAUUUGAUCGAUGGCGGAGCUUGCUUUCGUGGGAAACGUUUUCUGCGGUGGGAUGGCGCUCUGGUCGGUGUACGAUGCCUUCAGACAGUUCAUCGAGCAAGUCAUCAGGUUGACGACAUACUGUAAGAUUGCCACAGUUUGCCAUUAUGUGUAGGCCAGUUUAUUGUUUAAUUCGGUUCACUUUAUUUCUCCAGUGAACAGAGACCAUCAUCCGCUACAGACUGUACCGGAGCAACUGUUGCAGUUUAACCGGCUAGUCCAUCGCCACAUCAACAGAUAUUGUUUCUUUAUCCUGAUUUUUAUUAUUUUCUAUCUUGUGGCACCAGUAAUAACCAGCUUCGUGGUAUACUUUCAAUCCUUAUGGCAAUCCUACCUCCUAGCAAAUGGCACUGUCCGUACCUGGAAUAUCUCUGAGGAAGUACCAUGCCGGCAAUUUUCCCUCCACAUGGAGCAAGAUUUCUACGGACUCCAGCAUCGUACCAACAUUCUACACUACACUGUGUACAUUGCAGUCAUAGUGCCGAUGAUGUUCGCAACGGCCUGUACCGUGCAAAUGAAGCUGUUGACAAUCGCAUCUUCUGUUCGGUACGCUGAAAUGCUCCUCCACGUUGUGAUGCUCAAAGUGGACAACCUGCACCGAAUGCCCAACCAGAAGACCGUCCGCGAAGAACUGCAUGACAUAAUCCAUGUACAUCAGCGGACGCUCAACUGCAUCACCCUGCUCGUGCAGGCUCUACGGCCCAUCCUAAUGAUUCAGCUCGUGUUUUGUGUCUUUAUCUGGUGUUUGAUGAUGCUUUUCUUUACCAUUGCGGUGAGUAUUAGCACAGUGCGCUGGGCAAACGUUAUAAUCACACAUUAACUUAUUUGAUUGUCUGCCCUUUUUCGCCAAGGAUAAGUUCAGCGUAGCGUUUUUGAAUCUUGCCAUACUGUUCCUCGUCAUCACGAUCGAAACGUUUAGCGCGUGUUAUUUUGGAACGCGUCUCUCUACCCAGGUAACGUUGUCCGUCACGUUA
This is a messenger RNA of Anopheles coluzzii, 1420 nucleotides long. RefSeq lists its product as uncharacterized. Gene Ontology annotation, cellular component: membrane. Lineage: Eukaryota; Metazoa; Arthropoda; Insecta; Diptera; Culicidae. Gene Ontology annotation, biological process: sensory perception of smell. The transcript has a single exon. The record is from RefSeq and is a predicted model, not a curated record. The coding region runs from base 853 to 1266 and encodes 137 amino acids. Gene Ontology annotation, molecular function: odorant binding; olfactory receptor activity.